Messenger RNA from Zootermopsis nevadensis, 2212 nucleotides. The record is from RefSeq and is a predicted model, not a curated record. Lineage: Eukaryota; Metazoa; Arthropoda; Insecta; Blattodea; Termopsidae.
GAGGUGAUGCGUAAGGAGACAUUAGUUCCACUAUCGUUGCUGCAUAGAGCCACGGAGGACACAGAGCUUGGUGGCUACAACAUCCCCAAGGAUACAAUAAUGAUUGUGAACCUGUGGAGCUUCCAUAAUGAUCCUGAUUUUUGGGGUGAUCCUGAGGCAUUCCGCCCCGAGAGAUUUCUGGAUGAAAGGGGGCAGCUGCUUAAGAAGGACUACUCCUUGCCUUUUUCAGCAGGUAAGCGUCUGUGUGCUGGUGAGACAUUUGCCCGCCAAUUCAUCUUCCUGAUUCUGUCAGCACUGCUGCAGAACUUUACUGUGAAGGGUGCCCAAGGAAAACCGCUGCCCAGCACAGAUCCUGAUCUGCCAGGUAUUAUUGUCACAAAGAAGGAUAUGUGGAUUCGGUUUGAGCCCAGGUCUUAAAGUUUCAAUACACGAAUCUGUAAGAAAGACUUCCAGUGGAUAUGCAGAUGCCCUCAGGAAGCAAUAUAAUGCGAGGACAAGGAACAUGACAUCUUGUCACACCAAUGUUUUGUGACACACAAAUUGGAAUAACCGCAAAUCUGUAACCCAUUAGAUCAAGGACGUCUUAUACAGAAUUGCUCCGAAGAGUUAAGAGAGAGAAGAUGUUAGUUUUGUGAACGUGUGCAGAAGAGGAGCUCACGGACGUUGGUAGUGAUAAAAUAUGAUGUGGGAAUUUGUUCCCCUUUUCGUUUUGAUGUUCACAUUCUGAUAUAUUUUGUUGUUCUUUCCCCGAAUAUGCUGAAGACAAUGUCUUUGGGUGCCUCAUGCAAACCUCAUCUUUCAUUCCUAAUCUAAACACUUCCUGAACUAAACCACUACAAAACAAUAAUAUCACGAUUCAUUCUAUUGCAAAUAUAAAAUUUAAUUAAUAACACCAAUUCAAACACACUAACAAUGAAGAUAAAAUGGAAAUAAUUUCAAAACACGUGACAAAUAUGUAAAGCGUUUCGCUGAAAUGACCUGAUUUGCAGGAAGAUGGCUGCUUGAGCUUAUAUUGUCAACUGCACCCAAUCUAACUAACUUGGUAUUGGUGUGAGAAGCACAAUAUUUAAUUUGUUACGUGGCUGUAUUUGGCUCCAAGGAGAGUUGGAGAGAGGAGGGAUUGCGUUCUCAGUGCAGCAAUUUUAAAUAAAAGGAAAACUGCAACCUAACCUUAACUGAACGCUGACAUUUAAGUGGUUGCUUGACUACACAACCUGUUUAAUAACCAACAAAUCAAAAUAAAAUAAAAUUUGUAAAUUUCGGUAUCCCAUAUGAUCAAAAUAAAUCUCAUUAAAUAAAGUAUAAUAUUCCAAAUGUAUCCAAACAUCAUACACUAACCUACUUUAACUGAUUUGCACAUCAUCUCAAAUCGAUUCCACACUCACGAAUCACACUCUGGCCUGAUAAUGGAGACAGCAAGGAGCUCUGAAACGUCGGAUAACUUCUACCAGACUGCACAGCACUACAAUCCAGACGACAGCCAUCUUCGGACUCACCGCCUUGAAAACCUCAAAUCCUACAAGAUAUGCCUCCCCUUGUAGCAGACGACGCCAUCAAUGGUCUGCAACAGCUCGCUCUGGUUGUCGAUGCGGAAGACGAGAGCGUUCGAUGACUGAAGGGAAUCCACAGAGAACAAGUGCAAGAAGGCGGUAGGUUAACCACGUCACGUGGGGUGAAUCCCCACGUGUGGUCAACCUGCUUAAGGAGUAGGCUAUAAUUUUUAACUUGGGCGUGUAUUUGCAUAUUUCUAUAUUACAUAUUCAGGAGAGACGAAAAGGUUACGUACUCAAGACUGCUGAAUGACUACAAAUUAGGCAUAUUUACACCGACUGAACACAUCGACAGGUAGGCUAGAAAUCGAAAGGACAACAUAAUAACAAUUAAUGCACUCACAAUAUCCUAAACUGUGGCUGAAAUUAUUAAAGUGUCAGUUGUUACACUGGACAAGGGGCAACUUGCGUUGGUAAAUGACUACAUUUUAUUUUUUAUCAUGAAAGAUAGUACGAACAUACAAAAGGAAGACUAACAGAGAUAAUACAAGUUUGGAAACUUUUAAGUUAGCAGCUGAUGAAAUCUCUUCUGGAAGAAUCUCGUUAAGGCAAAAUGCUAAUACAUGGUGAAAAUGUUUGAAGUUUGUUUCUGCAAUUAAUUGUUAAUUGGUAUAGUGCCUGUAAUUAAUUGCUUAAUAAAGGUAAAUUGUUCCUUCUGUUUA